AUGUGCUUGCAGUUACCCCUUUUUCAGUGCAUCAGUGCGGUCACUUUUAUGCAGAUCCUUGUCGUCUCUGAGACAGCGUGGUGCAACCUGGCGUUGGCAUUGGAGGCAAGAGCAAAGGAUGUAUUGAAAGGAAGCAAAGCACCGGAGCUCAUCUCCACGGGACCUCGAUACGGAGGCGGGUUCGGCGGUGAUGGUGGUGGGUACGGUGGUGGGGGAUACGGUGCAAGUGGACACGACGGAGGCGGGUACGGAGGGCAUGGUGGGGGAGGUUACGGUGGAGGAGGUCACGGUGGGGGUGGUCACGGUGGAGGAGGUCAUGGUGGGGGAGGACAUGGUGGAGGAGGUCACGGUGGUGGUGGUCACGGUGGAGGAGGUCAUGGUGGGGGAGGAUAUGGUGGAGGAGGUCACGGUGGGGGUGGCCAUGGCGGGGGAGGUCACGGUGGAGGAGGACGUGGUGGGGGAGGUCACAGUAGUGGCCAAGGAAGCCAAGGAAGUAGUAAUUCACAAGGCAGCUAUGGUGGUGGGUACAAGCACCACGGGGACGACCACAGCAACCACUAUGACGGCCACGGCAGCAGUGGACACGGUCACGGAGGACAUGGUUUCCACAAGCAUGGCAGUGUCGACCAGGGCAAGCACGGCGGUGGAAGCUACGGAGGUCAGGAGAGUGGUAAAUCGCAUCACGGAGGAGACGGUAGCCACGGUGGAAAGUUCGGAACCGACCACGACAAGAAGCACGGCCACAAGAGCUUCGGCCACAAGGAUGUCUACCACAAGGAAGACGCGGAGCACCACACCAAGUACUACGAUGACUAUCAUGAUGGAGACAACAAAAAGAAGUACAAUCAACACCAUGAACAGUACGAUAACAAGGGUGGAAAGAUGCACCACGGACACCACCACAAGCAACACCACGACAAGAAUAAACACGGCCAUGAACAUCACAAACAUGGGCAUGGCUAUCGCGAUAACAAGCAUGCUGUUGACGCCGGUCAUGGUGGUCACCAUCACAAAGGUGGAGAAGGCCAUAAGCACGGGGGAGGUGGACAUCAUAGCGAUUAUUCCAAGUAUUCUAAAGGGUCUCAAAGUCACGGUCAUGGUGGCGGAGGGCAUUCCGGAGGAGGACAUGGAGGUGGCGGUUAUGGUGGUGGAGGCCACGGCGGCAGUGGUGGAUAUGCGUCUCAUCAUGUGCCUGUGACUGUUCAUCAUCGUGUUGUUCAGCAUGGACAAUGA
This is a messenger RNA of Ornithodoros turicata, 1233 nucleotides long. RefSeq lists its product as uncharacterized. The transcript has a single exon. NCBI's taxonomy places the organism in Eukaryota, Metazoa, Arthropoda, Arachnida, Ixodida, Argasidae. Bases 1 to 1233 code for a protein of 410 amino acids. The record is from RefSeq and is a predicted model, not a curated record.